AUGAUCCACAACAGAAAAACGCAGACGGUUGUGAUCACAGGCGCGUCAUCCAACCUUGGCAUUGCUAUUGGUAAGCGUCUGAUCGACGAGAAAAAAGAAGACGCCCAUCUCACUAUUGUGGUCACUUCGCGAACCCUUCGAAACGUCCGUGUCGCCAUCAAGACCCUCAAGGCACAUGCCGUAGCCAAGGAGGUCGGUCCCGAGGUCGACUUUGACUACCUUCUGUUUGAUCUGGCAGACAUGACGUCUAUCAACGGCGCUCUGGUGGAGCUCAAGCUGCGGUUCUCUCGAAUCGACACUCUCAUCUUCAACUCCAACGCAGCCAACUACAUUGGAAUCAACUGGCCUCUGGCCAUGUGGCGAUUCACCACGCAAUUCAAGAGCGAAAUCGAGAAUCCCAGUUGCAUGAUCCAGGCUGUGGGAGUCAAGUCCGACGACGGUAUGGGCUCUGCGUACCAAUCCAACGUGUUUGGACCAUGGUACAUGGUGCUGGAGCUCACCGAGCAGCUCAAGAACGGCGGAAAGGUCAUCUGGAUCAGUUCCAUCACGUCUUCUGAAAAGUACGUGGAUCUGGAAGACAUUGAGCUGAUUCACAACAAGGAGCCAUACAAGGGCUCGAAGCGUCUUAUUGACGUGGCCCACAACUACUACUCGCCGAAACUGGAAGAGGAGCAUGGUAUCUACUCGUACCUGACCGACCCCGGUAUCUUCACCUCCUCCUCGGCCUCCGAGUACCUCAACAUCUUCUCUGCCUUCGGCAUGUAUCUCAUGUUCUACUUUGCCCGGCUCAUUGGACUGACCACCAUGAACAUUGACCCUUAUAAGGGAGCCAACGUGCCUGUGUGGGUGACCUUGAGCGAGGACCCUUCAGCUCUUAAGCGAGAGUAUCGUUUGGGCUCGAGAACAGGAAGAUGGGGUACGGAGAUGAUGGACGCUACAAAGCUGCAAUAUGAGGGAAGCGAAGAAGUCGGAGCAUACAUUGAUAAGGGUGUGGGAGAGUGGAGAGAGAAGUUGAAGGAUCAGAUUAACUAA
Yarrowia lipolytica CLIB122 is the source of this 1032-nucleotide messenger RNA. RefSeq lists its product as uncharacterized. The record is from RefSeq and is a predicted model, not a curated record. NCBI's taxonomy places the organism in Eukaryota, Fungi, Ascomycota, Dipodascomycetes, Dipodascales. Gene Ontology annotation, molecular function: 3-beta-hydroxysteroid 3-dehydrogenase (NADP+) activity. Gene Ontology annotation, biological process: ergosterol biosynthetic process. Gene Ontology annotation, cellular component: mitochondrial outer membrane; endoplasmic reticulum membrane; lipid droplet.